Messenger RNA from Trichoplax adhaerens, 1500 nucleotides. RefSeq lists its product as uncharacterized. The coding region runs from base 1 to 1500 and encodes 499 amino acids. The record is from RefSeq and is a predicted model, not a curated record. Gene Ontology annotation, molecular function: calcium ion binding. The transcript is spliced from 15 exons. NCBI's taxonomy places the organism in Eukaryota, Metazoa, Placozoa, Uniplacotomia, Trichoplacea, Trichoplacidae.
AUGACUCGAAGUCAAUCAUCAUUGACAGCAGCCGCAGAACCUUCUCAAAUCAUGUUGAUGUCUGCUGAUGAAACUUUAACAUCUUCGUUAAUAUCUAUCCAUCGUUUUGAUUAUUCUACCAUAGCGAGCGAAUUUUCAUCAGAUAUCAUGACUACUGCAACUAAAGGAGCAGUAAUUCAAGCCAGUAGUGUUACUAUCGAAACUAUUGCCUCAACAACUGUCGUAACUACAAUUCCAACAACACAACCAACACCUGCAGCAACCACUAGGAUACCUUGUAAUGGUCAAUGCCAUGCGAAUGCUACCUGCCAAGGCUCGGGAGGAAAUGAAAGAUGCGAAUGUGAAUCUAGCCUAGGAUAUUAUGGAGACGGGAUUACAUGUACAGAAUUUACUGACGAUCUACGCAUAUUUUAUCUCUUGCCCCAAUUAGAAAAUAAAUGCAUUACUAAUCCUAAUGCCUGUGGAGUCAAGGCUACAUGUUCCAAUACUAGUACAAGCUACUUUUGCCAAUGCAAAUUCGGUUAUUAUCUAUCUUCAACGGUAGGAAACCACCUAACGGUGAAAACGGACAGUUCGUGCUUACUCGGACUGACAUAUAAUGGAGAAAUUGGCUUUAAGAAUGCGUACGGUCCAUCUUAUACCCCCAUCAGUAAUUCUAAUGUAACUCAACUAUUUUCUAUACUGAAAGAUAUGAUUCAGCAAGUACUCAAUACAAAUUCAACUACAAAGGGUCGUUAUCAUGCGAUCGAUCUCACUUCUAUUGGGAAAAGAGAUCCUAAUAAUCUUCUUCUGCGUUAUCUGCUUGUCAUGAAGAAUGGAAGCGAUUAUCUUCAGCCGGACUUCCUUAGUAAAGUACUGAAAGAAAAAAUUCGAGAUGUUGGACCACUAACCGCAAUUACUUUUUCAUUUAGCGAUGCUAAUGAAUGUGAAAAUUCUGAAAUUAACACAUGUAACUCAACUAUUUCAACUUGCAUUGACCUGGUGGGAAAAUUUGUUUGUGAAUGUCGGGCGAAUUAUUACGCAAACAAUACCAAUAAUGGUUGCAUUGAACCCGAUCUAUGCCGAGAUUUUAAUAAUUGUAGAAAUGGAGCAACAUGUCUAACUAUCAAUCGUAAGGUGGUUUGUAGAUGCAGUUUCUUGUUCAAAGGAAAGCAGUGCCAAUUUUUAACCGAAGGCGGAAUUGUGGUAUUAACUGCCUGUGGAGGUUGCAUAGUUCUUAUAGCUUUGGCUAUCUCAUUCGUUUAUUACUACAAACUGGCAACACAGCCCAACAGUAAAGCAAGGUAUGAAAACACCGGAAGACGACGAAGUUUAUUACCUAAUUCUGAUUCACCGCCAUCACCACAACGUCCUUUAAGUGCUCAGUUAGGAGAUGAAAAUUCAGCAGCUUUAAGUGGCUCAACAGUACCUCUAACAACGAAUGAAAGCCAACCGAGACAUACUGGUGCAUAUGAAACCGUUGAAAUGGCUCAAUAUAGCAAGCAAACUAUCGAUCUGUAG